This is a messenger RNA of Paecilomyces variotii, 942 nucleotides long. RefSeq lists its product as hypothetical. Bases 133 to 510 code for a protein of 125 amino acids. NCBI's taxonomy places the organism in Eukaryota, Fungi, Ascomycota, Eurotiomycetes, Eurotiales, Thermoascaceae. The record is from RefSeq and is a predicted model, not a curated record. The transcript is spliced from 3 exons.
UAGCUCCUGGCGGAUUUCUCAGGCCCCGGGAUUUCAGAGAUAUCAAAUCAUUAUAAUAUACAACAUCACAAUCAUUAACACCAUUCUGAUAAAUAUCUGCCCUCGAAAGCCAUCUCAAAAAGGCUGAUCACCAUGUCAAACAGCGUCGAGAGGGAAGCCGAGGACAACUACGAGGCGGAGAAUGACCCUUCUCCAGUCUCCGGAAGAGUCAUUGAUGACUCCUACGCCUACUCUGAGACACAGCCCGAACUGAGGAACCAGGUUCCCAUCCAAAGGGACGAGGACGACUUCGAGGACCCCGUCCAGCCUCCAUACGCCAACAGCAACGAGCAGCUGCAGGACGAUGAGAGGGAGGCUAUCGACCAGAACAACAUCCUCGGUGGUGAUCGAUUGCGCCACGCCAAAGCUCGUUCCUCGACGGGUUACAACGAAGGACCGGAUGAGAACGAUCUGCCCGAAGACGUCGCCGGCGGCGAUAAUGGACGCUCUGCCACCCGUCGAUUGUCGUAAAGCCAUGAAUGUUUCGCGGGGGUCUUGAAAUAUACCAAUGUCAUGGAUAAUGGAAUGGAGUAACGCGGCUUGACUGGCACCUGUAUCUAAAACAUCCUAGCAUUCGUGUCUUCUGUUGCACAGCGACGGCUCGUAGGAUGGUCCAGAGAGCCACAUCUUAACUAGAUCGUAUUUCCAAAAUAAUAAUAUAAGCUGAAUCACCUCAUUGUGAUGUGAGAGGCGAUUUCGACGUCGCUGCCAUGUAAUCUGACUAAGCUUUCCUCUUUCGGGCCGUCUGAUUGGAUAGAGAACAAUGAUCAUAUACCGCCUUCCGAAUAUCCAAUUCUGCCAGGCAUAAAUUGGCUGUGAAAAUUCUCACCGCUUUCUCGCGAGGACAGCUCGCAUUUGCGAUAACAUUCAGGACCAGAGAUCUUUUGGAACUGGCCAGUCCUC